Messenger RNA from Talaromyces amestolkiae, 2100 nucleotides. RefSeq lists its product as uncharacterized. Gene Ontology annotation, cellular component: peroxisome; membrane; cytoplasm. The record is from RefSeq and is a predicted model, not a curated record. Bases 1 to 2100 code for a protein of 699 amino acids. NCBI's taxonomy places the organism in Eukaryota, Fungi, Ascomycota, Eurotiomycetes, Eurotiales, Trichocomaceae. Gene Ontology annotation, molecular function: GTPase activity; GTP binding; microtubule binding. Gene Ontology annotation, biological process: peroxisome organization. The transcript has 7 exons.
AUGGCCACCGCCCCCUCUGGCUACUCAAUCAACGUCAACGAUCCUGGAUUGAUCUCCCUGGUGAACAAACUUCAAGAUGUCUUUUCGACAGUAGGAGUACAAAACCCUAUCGAUUUGCCACAGAUCGCCGUCGUCGGUUCGCAAUCCAGUGGAAAGAGUUCCGUUUUGGAAAACAUUGUCGGACGAGAUUUUUUGCCACGAGGUUCCGGAAUCGUCACUCGCCGUCCCCUGAUUCUACAACUGAUCAACCGACCACCCACCAAGCAAGUAAAUGGAACGGACGAAGAUAAGGCGGUAGAAGGAACCUCCGACAGUGCGGCCAAUGUGGACGAAUACGGCGAGUUCUUGCACAUCCCCGGACAAAAGUUCUAUGACUUCAACAAGAUCCGAGAGGAAAUCAUUCGCGAAACCGAGACCAAAGUUGGUAAAAAUGCUGGCAUUUCGCCCGUCCCGAUCAACCUGCGCAUCUACUCACCCAACGUUCUUACUUUGACUUUGGUCGAUUUACCCGGUCUGACCAAGGUGCCCGUUGGCGAUCAACCAAAGGAUAUUGAGAAACAGAUCAAGGACAUGGUGUUGAAGUACAUUAGCAAACCGAAUGCCAUUGUUCUUGCUGUCACCGCUGCCAACCAGGAUUUGGCCAAUUCCGAUGGGUUGAAGCUCGCUCGUGAAGUCGACCCUGAAGGUCAGCGCACCAUCGGUGUCUUGACAAAGGUUGAUCUGAUGGACGAGGGUACCGACGUUGUGGAUAUUCUUGCAGGCAGGAUUAUUCCUUUAAGACUCGGCUACGUUCCGGUUGUGAACCGUGGUCAGCGCGAUAUUGAGAACAAGCGUCCCAUCUCGUAUGCUUUGGAGCAUGAAAAGAACUUCUUCGAGGGCCACAAGGCCUACAGGAAUAAGGCUAGCUACUGCGGUACUCCUUAUUUGGCUCGGAAGCUCAACUUGAUUCUUAUGAUGCACAUCAAACAAACACUCCCAGAUAUCAAGGCCAGAAUUUCGUCGUCGCUUCAGAAAUAUACCCAGGAGUUGUCGCAACUCGGCGAUUCCAUGCUUGGAAACAGUGCGAAUAUAGUUUUGAACAUCAUCACAGAAUUCAGCAACGAAUACCGUACCGCUUUGGACGGUAAGAACCAGGAGCUUUCCAACAUUGAGUUAUCUGGUGGUGCUCGUAUCAGCUUUGUGUUCCACGAAAUCUAUAACAAUGGUGUCAAGGCUAUUGAUCCAUUUGACCAUGUCAAGGACCUCGAUAUCCGAACGAUCCUCUACAAUUCCUCCGGCUCUUCCCCUGCGCUCUUCGUCGGAACAACUGCUUUCGAACUUAUUGUUAAACAACAGAUUAAGCGACUUGAGGAUCCUUCGCUCAAGUGUGUGUCGCUUGUGUACGAUGAGCUUGUCCGGAUCUUGAGCCAAUUGCUGAACAAGAGCUUGUUCCGUCGUUAUCCUAUGCUCAAAGAAAAGUUCCACAACGUGGUGAUUCAAUUUUUUAAGAAGUCAAUGGAGCCUUGCAACAAGCUUGUCAAGGAUUUGGUCAAUAUGGAAGCUUGCUACAUCAACACCGGUCACCCAGAUUUCCUGAAUGGCCACCGCGCUAUGGCUAUCGUCAACGAACGGACGCAGAGCAGCAAACCAACCCAGGUUGACCCUAAGACCGGCAAGCCAUUGCCACCUCGUUCCUCCAGCCCUUCAUUGGACACUGUUCCUGAUGCCAACAAAGAGGGCGGAUUUUUCGGUAGCUUCUUUGCAUCAAAGAACAAGAAGAAGCUGGCUGCCAUGGAGCCUCCCCCACCAACCUUGAAGGCAUCUGGCACUUUGAACGAGCGGGAGAAUAUUGAAGUUGAAGUUAUCAAACUGUUGAUCACCUCUUACUUCAAUAUUGUCAAGCGGACGAUGAUUGACAUGGUUCCUAAGGCGAUUAUGUACACUCUUGUGCAAUUCUCCAAAGACGAGAUGCAACGCGAACUGCUCGAAAUGAUGUACCGCAACAACGAACUUGACGACCUCCUCAAGGAAAGCGACUACACCAUCCGUCGCCGAAAGGAAUGCCAGCAAAUGGUUGAGAGUCUCUCCCGCGCCAGCGAAAUCGUCAGUCAAGUUCAGUAA